AUUGUUUGGCGCUGUCGGAACUGAAGUAUUGCGUGUACUACUAGAGAGGUGUGGUGUUUUUGCUGUGAAUUUCUGUUAUUAGACAAUAAAGACCAUCGGAUUUUCGUGCUGUGAAUUUCGCAAUGUCUUCGGGGAGACCAAUUAAAUGUGUUGUGGUCGGAGACGGAACGGUGGGAAAAACGUGUAUGCUGAUAUCUUAUACAACAGACAGCUUUCCUGGAGAAUACGUGCCCACCGUGUUUGAUAACUAUUCUGCACCUAUGGUUGUGGAUGGUAUUCCAGUCAGUUUAGGAUUAUGGGACACUGCUGGCCAAGAAGAUUAUGACAGAUUGAGGCCAUUAUCUUAUCCUCAGACAGACGUAUUUUUAAUUUGCUUUAGUGUGACAAGUCCUUCUUCCUUUGAGAAUGUCACUUCAAAAUGGUACCCAGAGAUAAAACACCACUGUCCAGAUGCACCAAUGAUAUUAGUUGGAACCAAAAUUGAUCUCCGUGAUGAUCGUGAAACUCUGACAGCUCUUGCAGAGCAGGGCCUGUCACCUAUUAAGAGGGAACAGGGACAGAAAUUAGCAAAUAAGAUCAGAGCAGUAAAAUACAUGGAAUGCUCAGCUCUAACGCAGCGUGGACUCAAACAGGUAUUUGAUGAGGCAGUCCGUGCUGUAUUACGACCAGAACCUCAGAAAAGACGCCAAAGAAAAUGUGCUAUACUGUAAAAAUUAAGAACAAAAGAACUAUAUAUACAGAAGUGUGUAACUCGAUUACACUUAACGCUGCAAAAAAACUCUACAUGAACUUCCUGGAUGGUGUUUGCAGGAAAGAAAGAAAAGAGAGACUGUAAAAUUGUAAUUAUUUAAAAAUAACAUUUCAUAGCUAUUUAAAAUGUCUGAAUGAAGACUUUUAUGCAAUUUUGCAUUGUUCACGAACAUUCUAAAAUUUGUUCUUCCUUUCAAAAAUAAUAUUGCCUAUGUGUUAAUAUUGUCUUGUAGUUUAAGAUUAAAAGAAUCUGUACUUGUAAAAUAUUCACUUAAAUAUAUAUUUCAAUUAGGUGAUGAUUACAAUUAAAAGCCUUUGAGUUUUCAUCAGACUGUUAAAAACCAAACAGUUUUCUACAGUACUCAUUUAGAACAGAGUAUGUAAUUGUCAAAUUCAAAUCAUUUCCCUUAAAGACUUUAAAUGUGAUAGAAAAUAUAAAUAUGUGGAGUGAGUUCAGUGAACACUGACUCAAAAAGUCACAUGGUGAUUUAGUGGCAGUUGGUGUAUGUAAAAUGGAGGUUGAAUUCUUUUGCAUUGAUCUGUUUUUCAGUCACUGAAGUCUGCCACUGGAAGACUGCCUCUUCAUCCAGCACCUGCAUUUUAAAAAUAUGUGAAGAGUAUGACUGAAUUAUAUGACCAGUGGGACAAAAAAACCAUUGUGUUCAGAAACAACUUUUUGGUUUAUACAAGUGAUUUGUAUUUGCAAAACUUGAACUGCUUAGACUAAAGUUUUAUUUUUGCUGUUUUACAGGGUGAUCUUCUCUGUAGCUCAGGAAUUUUAAAGUGAAUGUAAUACUUAUAGGUUAGUGAAAACUGUUUGAAACGCAAAACUACAAGCUUUGCAUGUUCAUUAAUUCUCUCUCUUUUUUUUUUUUUUUUUGGUGCUCUAUUCCUUUUUGUAUGGGUGAAGAAGAGUGAUGCAUAGCUGUUACAAGGAGUAGUAAAUCAUUAUUUACAUAAAUGAAUUACUGUGCCUCACACCAGCAUCAAGAUUGUGACAAAUAAAUUUCCACAAUAACUUGUGUAAUGUUUCAACUACUACUUUAAAUUAGAUGAUUGAUUGAAGUCAGUAUUUAAGUGAUAGGUGAUCACUGCUGUUGUAUAGUUACAGAAAUUUUGUAAAGAAAAUGUGUUUGAUAUGCCACUGGCAGUUCUUUCCUCCGAUUACAGUAAGUUCUUUGUGAACCAGAUGUCAUUGUUUUCAUGAUGGAUCACUCUUUUGGAUGGCUUACAUUACAGAUUAGAUUAUCAUCAUGAAAGUCGUAUUUUCUCUUACUAAGCUUGUUAAUUGCAGAUAAGAGUGACAAUAGAUCUCACAGUUUUUAUUCUCUUUAAACCCUUUGCAUGAGAUGUUCAAUAAUAAAUUUCUCAGUUCCAUUUUUACGCAAUGGGACUUGAUGUUUACCACUGUUUGCCGUCCGUGAUCACUGUACCUAAUUUGGCACCCAAAUUGAUUAGAGUACACAUUAUUUCAAAUAAUCUUUUCAUAUGAUGGAAAUUUCUAUUGUAAAUCGUAUAUCACAUUGGCAUUUGGGAGUUUUGUCACACAAUAUGUGACGCUGUGGCCAGUGCAAUAGAAACAUUAGCAGAAUCUCACUUCAUGUAUUGUCUUCAUGAUAAUUGUCUGUGUCAUGUCUCAAUAUCUUUGUUUCUUACUUUUUGAAGUCUGAAUCAUAUUGUCAAAUUAUUGAAGAAAUUCGCGCAACAUCAAAGAUGGAAGGAGUAGAGGAACAUAUGUGACCUCUUUUCAUGAAGUCAUUAUAGUAGGUCUUCUAAAGUUUAGGAACAGAAACAGUGUGGCAAUGAAAGUAUUCUAAGAAAUUUUAUGUGCCUAAUGUUUUGAAUUUCUUUACUUUUGUUAUUGAAGAUGUCAUUGUUGAAGUAGUAAAGAAAACCUUGUGGCUGAAUUAUUAUUGUAUUGUAGUUAUUGAAGACAAAGAUCUGUAACUAUUUGUAGUGUCAUACCUUUGUAUAAAUAAAGAUGAAUCUCCUUGUGUAUGCCGCAGUAGCGUAAAUUCAUCAAAAAUAUUUUUCAGUAAUGUUUUUACAAUUACUUUUGAAACAGUAGUGAUCAUGUAUUACGUUGUGUAUAGCACUAUUUAAACUCUAAUGGGUGAUCAACAUCAGAACAAAAAGUAUUAUGAAAUAUUUGGAAUGUGUAAGAAUGUUUGUGAUCAUGUAUGGACAGUUACCUUCAUUAUAUGUGCUGCUAAAAAAACUUUUCUUUUCAUAUUGAUGCUUGUUUUUUGGUAAACUUUUCCAGUAAAAAAAUUAUGCUCUGUUCAUUCUUUUAACACAAAUUUGGGAUAUCACUCAUGUUAACUUUUUGUGAACAACAAAUAUAAAUCUAAAUGUAAAAGUGAUCUUGCAGGUUAUAUGCAGAAAUGAAAACUAAAUUCUCAGGUCUUGGAAUGAAGGCCCCUUUCAUUCAAAAUGAAAUUUUUGAAUAAAAUUCCUACAUAGUUUCUUUCCAUUUUGUUUCCUGUAUGAUGAUUUUUAUGAAAUAAAAUGUCAUUCAGUAUAUUUCAAGUUCCCAAAAUCUUGUUGCAGUUUCAACAAUGCUUAACUUCCUUGAAUACAAAAUAGAAAAAAAAUGUAUGGAAGAAAUCCAUUGUAUGGAUUUCCUUUUACAUGGCUCUCUGAUUUUUGUGAGCUUUUUGUGUCAUGUUAAUUAUAUAUAUGUAUGUCACACACAGAUUUUUUUUUUUUCGUUUAUCAUUAAGUAAAAAGUAAACAAUGGAAAGUUCAUGUAUAGGGUAAGAAUAAUAAUAAUGGUAAGGAUAGAUUGCAGCUUACCACUUAGAGGAGAUGUUGAUUUGCAGACAGGCGCAAGAAUACUAGGAAAAUUUAAUCUUUUCGGCAAAGUCCUUCCUCAGAAGCAGAAUUCUCACACAUUCAAGAAGCAGCAGCAGCAGCAGCAACAAGAACAACUAACAAGUGCUGCUCGAGAGAAUGUGGAGAUACAUGGAGGGGAGGUAUAGCAUUUGCUGGGGUUGGAGUGGGAGAGGAGAAAAGGGAAGAAAGUAGAAAAGAGGAAAGGACUUGUAGGCACAUUGGUAGGAUAGAAAGUGAGUGCGUGUACUGUAGCAGGAGUAGGAAAGGGGAUAGGGAGGUGGAGGACAGGGACAGCCAAGGUUGAAGCUGUGGGGGCUACGGGAACAAACGAUACGUUGUAAGGAUAUUUUUCACCUGCGCAAUUUAGAAAAGCUGGUGUUGAUGGGAAAAACCCAGAUGCACAGGCUUUGAAACAGUCAUUAGUGACUAGCAUCUUCCCCCCAUCCCUACCCUGCUAUUGCCCCACAACCCUUCCUUACUUGCACCACCCCCCUAGCAGAUUGCUACUUACAUCAGAUGCAGUUGUAGCUGGGCCCUAGUGGCCAGAGACAGUACCACGUGUCUGAAUAGUUGAGUGAAUGUCAAGAAUUCUACUUCUGGGGCAGGACUUCGUCCAAAAGCGUAAAUGUUUUUAGUAUUCUUUUCACUGUGCCUGUGUGCAACUCAACAACGCCUCAUCUAUGUGGUAAGCAGCACUCUGUCUUUUCCAUUGUUAUUGUAACAAGCAAAUUAUUCACUGUCCAUGGAUUGUGAAACUGUUAAUAUGUAAAAUAUAAAUAAUGUUUGAAAGGUGCAUCAGUGUGCUGUUCUUAAACAGCUAAGUUUUGUGUUCAGGUGGUAGGAGUGUUACUGCUGAAAUAUAUAAAGUGAAGAAGGGAUACAGUGCACCUUAUCUCAUAAAUAAUGUGGCUAACAAGGUCUGAUGUGAAAAAGUCUCAAGUUUCAUGGAACAUCUUGUUGUGCAUAACAACUAGGUUUUGAAUUUACAUUGUUUCUGCCAUGACAACCUCCCAACGACUGUAUCUCUCCAGUUUGUGAGAACUUGUUGUGAGACACGAUUUUAGCCCACUCUGCUUAGAUAUACUUUAUUAAUAUUGAGUAAACUUUCAUGCUGUGACUGUCUUUUCUGAGACUUGUUUGUUAAUACUUUUCAUAUUUCUGUUUUAUAGUACACAUUACAAAUUUAUUAGUACAAAGUGCAUGUAAAGAUGUUUGUAUUGUCAUUCUCCGUUGAGUCUUGCCAGAUUGCAAAUCUUGUGAUUUUCAUGCUCAUGAGCCAUUCUUGUUGCUAUCCAUAAUCACAAAUUGACAUUAGCUACAAUAUGUCCAUCUCAUGAAAGGAAUGGUCUCAGUAUCAUUUAAGUCUUUUAAGUUACAUCAUGUAAUUCACAUAAACUGUUUUUGAAGACUUGUCAACAUUACUCCUCAUGUCUGCUGUCUCUACGCCAUUCUGUUGUUAUUGAAUACCAUUAUGUUAUUCUGUGAGAGAUGUAUUGAAUUAUAUAUCAUACAUUUGAAACUGUGUAUUGUAGCUUGCUUGUUGUAAGAAAAUUCUGUUCAUUUCCCUAUUGCAAAUGGUGCAGAAUGCUGUUAUGAAGUAGGUUAUGGUGUAUAUUUGAUACUGUUUCUUACCUUUCCUAACAUAACUAUUGGGGACAUAAAUGUGUGUGUAGUUUUUUUUUCCAUGCAACAUUGUAAUUUUUGUAUACAAGAAACCAGAACUAUAACAUAAUCUGGAGGUGCUCUGUUUCGUGCAUUAGCAGGGUAAUUGACAAUUCCAUUUGUGCUGUAGUUUAUGUGGACUCUGUCUUUAAUAAUAGCAUUUGUGUUUUUGAGUACUUGUGGCCUUAAAAAAGAACUCAAUGCAUUUAUCCAAGUGUACAUGACACUGAGCAAAAAUAUUGAUUUUAGUAUUAUAAUCCACCUAGGCAAGAAUGAAGCAAGAAAGUAUUUGAUCUUACUUCAUGAACAUUAUAUUCUCGGGCAGCUGUCUUGAAUCAGUAAUAAGAGUACUAAAAGUGUGCUUGUUACUAAUACAGAAAUAAUUCUUGAGGUGUAAGCAAAACUCUGGAAAAUGUUCAAAAAGGGCUACCUAAAAAUUGAGAAUAUUACCAGGAAAUUUAAGCCUGUCAUGUGACUGAUUCUGUGUUUUCAUUGCCUUACGAAAGCAUUUACAUAAACUCUUGAAACGCUUUGUGCCAUAGGGCAUAUAAAAAAAUGUCAUUUGUAGUAGAUAAUUCAUCUGCAAACACCUGUGUACUUCAGAACACACUUAAUAUUGAGAUUAUGGAACAGAUAUUGUCAUUCUUAUAAAAAACUGUUUUUGUGUUUUCUUUGCACUAAUAUCUUGGCAUAUUUGUUGAAAUUUAUGCUAAAAUCUUGGCUAUUGUAAUAACAGUGCUAUUUAACCAAAGUCGUAAUGCCAGACAUGGUUGCUGGUGCAUUUUUAAUAUUCUAGUCAGAGAUAAUUUGCAAGAUAUAUUCUGUAGUGAUAUUUAUCUAGUUUGUGAUUUUUUUAAAAGAGGGAGUUGUUUUAAGGUUUGUCAUACUAUAUUAAUAUUUUUUUAUUAUUUAAGUUUCGGCUUUCAUUAUGUAGUGUUUUGUACUCAAGGCCAGAAGAAGAAAGUGAUGAAUGUUGUACAUUUACUUUCAUAAAUUUUAUAUGAAACCUUGAGAUAAUAGUUAUUUGUCUGACAAAUUUAUAACAUACAACUGUUUUAGUUUGUGAUGUGUUAAAGCAAAAAGAACUAGCAGUCACAAAGCAGCACAAAGUGUAAUUAUUUUCUUUGUAAUUGUAUGUGUAUGUAAACAAAAAAAAAUAGUUACAGCACAAAAUUUAAUUAGACUGAAGGGCCAUUGUUUUUGUUUGUGAUGACUUUACUUCUUAGUGGAUGAUGUUUUUAUGGAGAAUAGAAAAUCUGUUUCAGUGUAUAAUAUCUUAAAUAUUAAAAUUUGCCAGCUCUGUUCCAAAAUACAUUGAGAGAGGGAGAAAAGAGCAUUUAAACUCAAUUGUAUGGAGAAGUAACCAUUCAUUUUGUUCAGCAAGUGACACAGUUUGACAGAUGUUGGGCCUCAUCGUGGAGUUAAGACAUUUUCUUUAUGUCAGUAGCUCAUAUUAUCUGUAAUUGUAUGUUAUUGACCAAGUGUUUCCAGUUUCCAGUUGGUGGUGGUGCACUAAUGUUUGUGAAUGUCUGUAAAAAGUGUCCCUUAAACUAAUAUGUAUUUCAGAAUAUUGAAAUUUGAGGAGUAUAAAGACAGAAUUUGGCCCUGGCACUCAACUUACUUCUGUUAAUUGUUUCUGAGCCUUGUGUGGUUCAUUCUGAAUGGAGCAAAGGACCCCCAUGUGCAUGAACCAAGCUUAUUCUUUCACUUUAAUAUGAGAGGAUUAUUUCAUAACUAAAAUAAUAGUAAAUUCAGACAUCUAAUCCUUUCCAUUGUAGUGUUUGUGGUUAAUGUGCUUCUUGCUUAAUUUAAAAACAAAUUUGACUGCUCACUCAAGUGGUCUGAACAUUGCCUGUUUGACUAUUAUUCUGUGGUAUCUAGAAUCAAAUUGAUCUGUUAAUUUAUGGCUGCCUUUCUGUUCUUAUUGUACACUGUAAAUAUGCUAUAGAGAAUUUUGUAAUACAUAUAUCCUGAUCCCAGUUGACAUGUGUUUGCAGUAAUUUAAUAUGAAUCUGAAGGACAGGAAAAAUGCCAAGAAUACUUUACAGCUAAAAUCACUCCAUUUUCUGUUAUUGGGAAUAAAAUCUUUGUUCUUUAUAUGGGAACAUAAAAUGUCAGUUCUUCAAUUAUCAGGGGUAUUUAAAUUUUCAAAUAUAUUUCCCAGUAAAAUAGACAGCAUCACAGUUGCUGCCUCAUGUUCUAUUUGCUAUCCCAAUUAGAUGGAGUUUGAAUUUUCAUUCGUCAGUAAAUGAUGGUCUGCCAGUUGCAACUAGCAUAUUUUUAUAAUUCCUUUCUGUUGCCUUUGCAUUGAGGUGUAACAUUACUCUUUUUGUGUUAUCAACUAUAUAAUUGCUACAAUAAUCAGUUCUAUAAUGCUGUUAAUUUUUGAGUGAAGAUGAAGAUCAAACUAUUUUCCUUCGCAUGCAUCAAAUGGAAACUGGAUAUAGACAUUAUUGUCCCCUUUGCGAUAAACCCUGUUUUUUCCUUAUAGUUAAUUCAUGUCCUGAAAGUGUCACAGACAUAGACAAUGGCUCUGUGGAAUACCUAUGUAGAAAAUAUAAGUCCUCUCAGUUAAACUUUUCAGAUGUUGUUUCUCUGAAAGUAAAAUGACUGUUCUGAGUCAUCACUGAUAUUAUAUAUAUAUGUAUAUUAAGUUUUGCCAAAUUAUUUUGUAUGAUUAAGAAAUAAAAUUUAAAAAGUUAUA
This is a messenger RNA of Schistocerca gregaria, 7951 nucleotides long. RefSeq names its product ras-related C3 botulinum toxin substrate 1 (gene Mtl). Gene Ontology annotation, molecular function: GTP binding; GTPase activity. The transcript has 7 exons. Gene Ontology annotation, biological process: small GTPase-mediated signal transduction. Bases 123 to 710 code for a protein of 195 amino acids. NCBI's taxonomy places the organism in Eukaryota, Metazoa, Arthropoda, Insecta, Orthoptera, Acrididae. The record is from RefSeq and is a predicted model, not a curated record.